AUGUCGAGCCUUCUGAACACAGUUUUAUCGGAGGUGGGCUGGGACGAGCGCUUUGCGAUCCCCGAACCCAGCGCUGAAAACAAGGCUCUGAUAGAAGAGAUCCGUAGAAAAGAGACAGAGUUGGAGCAGCUGGAGAACAAACUCGAGAGAAACAAGGAUCAAAAGCAGAUCAUGACCGAUCACCUCAAACAUGUUAAACAACAGCUGGAAAACACUGAGGCUCUGUGCAGGGCGAAGGAAAGAGAAGAAGAGCUGGAGAAACACCUCACAGCCCUUGCAGAGAGGGAGACAGGGCGCUUGGUGCAGGAGACUGCUAAGAUGGAGAACAACCUGAGAUCUUUAGCAGAGAGGAGGAACAUGCUUGAGAACCACAUCUUCAAGGCCAACCAGAAGCUGGAGGAGUUCAGGACCCAGAGGAACUGGGACCAGCAGACCAUGGACGCCUUUUUAGAGGAGUCAGCACGCAAAGAUGAGGACAGGAUGGCCAUCAUCAAGUACGCCCAGCAAGACGAGCAGAGGAUCAAGUCGCUCACUCUGGCUAUAGAGAAGAAGACACUGGAGGCCAAUGACAAGCACAAAGCACUCGACAAAGAGCUGACUGAGACUGUAUCUGCACAGGUCGCUUUGGAUAAAACUACAGAAAACCUGCAGCAGGCCCACGUGGAGACACAGCAGCUCAUCCACCAAUGGGAAAACACCAUCAAGCAGAUGAAGCAGCGGGACGCUGAGAUGCAGCAGUGUGCGCUGCAACUCGCCCAAACCAACCAGGACAUCAGGGGAAGGAACGCCACCCUCACAGAGAAGAAGCGCCUGCUGGAUACUCAGAGGAACAACAACAAGGAAACUGAGAGGAAGAUAAGCGCCGCCACCCGACAGGCUGCGAGGCUGCAGCAGCAUUUGAAGGAGCAGGAGAAUAACUGCAUCAGGCUGCAGGAUGAGCUGGACAGUUGCAAAGGUACACGGGACAGAGUGACCUCUGACGUGGCGUCUGUGACGGCCCGCAUAUCCAGAAUAAAGAAAGACAUCCAGGAUAACAAUAACAAACUGAAGGAGGCCAGGGCCUACAAUGUGGCGCUGGAGGAGAAGCUGGAAGCUGUGACUCAGACGGCCCUCAGCGAGGAGGAGAGAGCUGCACAGAUGGACCAGUUCCUCAAAGACGAAGAACUGACGAUCAAGGAGUUGGAUGUCCAGCUGCGUGACUGCAGGGACGAGCUUUUUCACCAUAAAGAGCUUUUGCAGACCCUGAAGACAAAGGAGAAGGAUUCUGUCGCCCAGGUUUCGAGGAGUAAAGCCACCAUCACCAGCCUGGACAGCGAGCUCAGAAAACUGGAGCAGGAAUUGAUAAGACAGCAGAGGACCAUGAGCACACAGGACUACCAGAUUGUCUGCCUGGAUGCAAAACUGUCACAGCUGCAAGGUGACAUUCACUCAGAUGAAAAGAAAAUGCUGGACGUGAAGAUCGCUGAGCUGACUGAUGUCCUGGAGGAGAAGAAGAAGACGGCCAACACGCUGACCAGCACGCUCAGAGAGUCCGAGGAUGACAUUCGCUCUCUGAGGAAAGAGAUGGAGAAGUCAGAAGCUCAAAAGAGAGAUCUGACCAACAAGGUGGAGGAGCUCAUGCUGCUCCGCAACACCAAUGAAAAGGAGCUGAAGAGACUCAGGCUCAGGAAACAGGACAACCUGGUGGAGCACAACAUCAUGAAGGUAGAGGUGAAGCGUAUGAGGGAUCUGCUGUACAACAAGGCGGACAGCAUGCUGUCGUUGGAGAAGAGGAAGCUGGAGCUGCAGAAAGCCAUGAAGGAGAGGGAGGACGAGAUCAAGGUCUACAGAGAAAUGCUGAACCAGCAGCUGAAGAUCAGCGAGCAGGAGAGACAGAGACUCAGUGCUGAACUGAAUGACAAACUGUCAAAGAUCGAGUUGAUGAAGAAAAGCUUCGAGGUCUUGAUGCUUUCAAUGGCAGCUCCUGAGGGGGAGGAGGAGAAAUCGCAGGCUUACUACAUCACAAAGGCUGCACAAGAGAAAGAGGAGCUCAGGCGGAAGGGAGACAGUCUGGAUGCUAAAGUCCGCAAGACGGAGUUGGAAAAUCGAGCUCUGGAGAACACCGUUCAACUGUUCGACAGCAGCAACUCAGCAUUCCGCAAAUCCCUCAACAAAGCGAGUGAAUCCAGUCCAGAGUAUCAGGAAAAAGUGAAGCUGGAGGAGCAGCUGAGGGCGGCUGAAGAGACACUGAAGUAUAAGAAAAGACAGAUCCAAGAGCUCCAACAGGACUUACAGGACAUGAACAAUACCUCAGAGAGUCUGCUGCGAGAAGAGCAGGUGGAGAAAGAGAAGGUAGAGCACAAACAGUCGCUCAUCAGUAAACUGAAGAAAGAAAUCUCUUCCCAGCAAGAGAAGAUCGACAGAGCCACGAAGCAGAGCUCUAAGCUGACCAAAGAGAUCCGCUCAGCCAAAAACACCAAGACUGAGACGUUUGAGGAGAAAGACAUCAAGCUGAGGGAGCUGAAAGAAUUCAACAAGAGUGUGGACAAGAUGCUGAACGAGGCCACGGAGGACAAACCUGACCUCAGAUCAGUGCUGGAGAGAUACUUCCUGCAGGCCAAUCUGUGUCUUCCUUCUCCGUCGUCCACUCCGACCAGUAACCGCAGCUCCAAGACAAACUCUGCCCGCAGCUCCGCCUCUCUCAGGUCUCCUGCGUCCUCAGCCAGCAGCAGCCCCAGGGCCUCUGCGCUUCACUCCCCCGUCCUGAAGACUGUGGAACUGGGCUUGGACCUGACUGUGACCUCCCCUCCUCUCACCACCUCCAGACGUUCCAGCUGCGCGAGCAGCAGCAGCAGGAAGUUAAAGAACCCGUAGUGUGCUGCUCCUCCGUCUGAUGGAUGAUUUAUCAUCAUUCUUUAUUCUUUAUUGACUGAAUUAAACUCCUCUGCUAACAGGACACAGAGGGUUACUCACACUCAGUUAUAGAAUAACUGUUUCCUCACAUACAAUUCUGAACUGUGUUGUAGAGGCUCAGGAUAGUUUGUGUGUGGUGUCCCUCUGUAUUUACAUGCAUACUUUAAAGGGUCUGUUAUUAAUAUUAUUCUUAAAUUUGUUAACUUUGUUUCUUUGUAGUUAUCAUAUUUACUCACAUAAAUCUAAUGUAGCCUAAAGAGUGGACACGCCCACCGCGCGUAGAGUGACAGACUUUGACAAAAAUGAUUUAACUUUAUACUUUUUUUUUCCUCUUCAUGUUUUAUUUUGUGUUCUUUAAAAGGUAACUGACUCAAAGACAUCUCAAUAAAAAUCUUAGAGCUGAUUUUUAUUGCUUUGUGCUAUUUGUUUUUGGUGUUUUAAGAUGAAGUAAAACUUCAUUUAAUGGCACUUUUGCUCUCUCCUUCCAUGGACGAUACAGCAUACACACACAUUUGUAUAUGUGGUCAUACACAGCACCUUGCACAUUUAAAUACACAUUAUUAUUAUUUAUAAUACUAGCUACUUAAAAUAUACAUUUUCAUUGUACUUUUAAGCACAUUUUAAUGCCAUUAUUGUUAGCCUUAUUGUUACUUCUGCUGCAAUGUCAAGGAUCCAGAACCAAAGAAUUUUUUGCCCUCUUGUAUAAUUGAGAAGUAACAAUAAAGAAUCUUGAAUCUCUGAAUUCUUGUCUUUACAGGAGGGGAAUUACUUUUACCUGCUUGAAUGACUCUGCCGCAGGCAGUUCCUUGAGGAGCUGUUGUAUUGUUGCUUAUUGACACACCCUCUGAAUAUCAGUGUCGCUUCCUGGAACAGAACAAAAGUAGCCCGAGGCUCUGUGGGAGCAGAGGGAACGCGUUCUCACUGCAGGUUUCACUCUUUCCCUGAAUUAAAGCUUCAACAUGCUGCUGCCGUUGCUGUUUGCUGGAUGUUUGGUCUCGUGUGCAGCACAGACAACUUCCAUUCCCUCCGCCACCAUGGGGACGCCCCAACCAGUUCAGGCAGCAUUCAUCUCGCCGACACCUGAUUCUACAGACGAUGUUCUGGCAAUCCUUCAGACGGCUGUUCAGUCCUAUCGGGAGAUAAAUAAAACAACAAUUGCUCCAGUCCUGCACAAGCUCAACAGCUUGAUCCAGCGUCUACAACCAGAUCUGGUCUUCAGUCUGACAGUAAAGAACAUCACCAGAGUCUGAAACCUCAACUCACAAGUUUCUGUGUGUUUGCUCACUUGUUGCACAGGAGCUAGACUUUCACUCCUGAGUGGACUGUUCAAUGUGAUGUGUUUCUAAUUGCACCUGGAAAUGUAGAUGUAUUGUACCACCGCUGAGGACAAAAUGAGUAUUAACUGGUUCAUUUGAUUGAUGUGAUUAAAUUGAGCGAGGCCUGAUUACGUCUAAAAUCCUAUGGUGCAGUUAAGCGUUUGCUUUUAUUCACCAAAGAGCUUUUCUUAAAAUGGACCUAAACCCUGCUGCAAUGCGCUGUAGUGAUUUCUGCAGUUUAAACAUGGCAGCUGAGUGACAGCAUAGUGAAAGUUGGGAAAUGUAACAAUAAAAACAAUAUUUUCCAAAAGACACCUUUAACAUGCAGUACCUUUCUAUUUAAAAAGCCAUAAAUGUAAAGACAUGUACUCUCUUACGUUUCACAGAAUGAUUUGUGGUCAUCUCAUUGCAAAUACAAAUACAAAUGUCAUACAUUGCAGUUAUCACAAUAGAAAUACUUUAUUUCCAGUAAUGAGAUAUUUAAUCAUCUUUCAAUCACCAAAAGUUAUGAGUGAUAACAUUUUAUAGUGACAUUUUCACCAAAUGCACAUGAUUACUGAGUUGCUGUAAAAGUCAUUCGAAGAAAUAAAUCAGUAGCCUGAUAAUCAGACUUAUUGUCAUUUAAUUUAACAAUUGUCAGAGGUGUUAAAGCAAGUUAAUAAAUCAGUUGU
Chelmon rostratus (copperband butterflyfish) is the source of this 4879-nucleotide messenger RNA. RefSeq names its product coiled-coil domain-containing protein 39-like. The transcript is spliced from 23 exons. Gene Ontology annotation, biological process: cilium movement; inner dynein arm assembly; cilium-dependent cell motility. The record is from RefSeq and is a predicted model, not a curated record. Gene Ontology annotation, cellular component: axoneme. The coding region runs from base 1 to 2853 and encodes 950 amino acids. NCBI's taxonomy places the organism in Eukaryota, Metazoa, Chordata, Actinopteri, Chaetodontiformes, Chaetodontidae.